AUGACACUGAUCGACGCAAAUUCAAAGAGCAGUUCAAGUACUCAGAAGCCAAAGGAUGGAAGCUCAAGCAGCUCAAAACCGAAAGAUCAUCAUUCCAGUAAAUCAAACACUGCUUCAAAGCAUAGAGAACAUUCCUCCAGCUCUAGCAGCAAACACAAGGACGGUUCAAAAUCGUCGUCGCAUAAAGACAGUAACAGUAAAAACAAAGAUGCCAAGAAGUCGUCCUCUUCUCAUAAAAAUGAAAACGACAGACCCAAUAAUGCCGGCGAGGUCAAAGUAAAAUCCGAAUCUGUGUCACCAACUAAACUUGUCAUAAAAACUGAAGAUGGCAGGAAAUCAAUCAAAAAGGAGACGGAAGAUAGUGAUGAUGAUAUACCUUUGGCGCAAAGGACAAACGUCACUGUCAAGGUCGAGGAAGACUCCGAUUCAUCACCCACAAAGAAGAGGCCACACAGAGACGUAGAUUCUGAAGACGAUGAGCCUCUGUUCGCAAGGGCUCAGAAGGCGAAGAAACAAAAGACUAGUUCUACAACAUCAGUGAAAAAAGAGCACAGUGACAAGAAAAGGAAAACUGGCCCAGAUGAUGAUGAACCUUUGAAAAAAAUCAAGAAAGAGGUAAAACCAGACAAGAAAACAGCUAAGAAGACAGAUGGGUCCCCCAAGAAAAGGGUAAAGAAAGAAAAAGUAGAAGAAGAAGUUUGGAAAUGGUGA
Messenger RNA from Saccoglossus kowalevskii, 711 nucleotides. Its product is annotated as DNA topoisomerase I, mitochondrial-like. Gene Ontology annotation, biological process: DNA replication; DNA topological change; chromosome segregation. The record is from RefSeq and is a predicted model, not a curated record. Gene Ontology annotation, cellular component: chromosome; nucleolus. NCBI's taxonomy places the organism in Eukaryota, Metazoa, Hemichordata, Enteropneusta, Harrimaniidae. Gene Ontology annotation, molecular function: DNA topoisomerase type I (single strand cut, ATP-independent) activity; DNA binding.